GGCCGUGGGGGCGGGAUUGCCGCAGUGUCCGGCGUGCUCGCUUGCCCCUGGCAGGAUUGAGGGGAUGUUCGCGUGCGGGGUGGAAGGUGCUUGCGCUGUUCCCCGAUGUCCCCCCUCUUUCUCAUGGCCGGCUGCUUAGGUCGGGAGACACCGUGCUGAGGAGGUGCCGCCACUACACUAUCAUGAGGAAGGGUCGGUCUCGGGGGGACAAAGCGGGGCCCUCGGCGCUCCCGGCCGCAAGGAGGCUGGAACAGUCCGCCAGGGCCCCCGUAGACCCCUCCGAGAGGAGGGUUUCCUCCGCCGCAGCCAACUGGAAGACGGCUGAAGAAGCGGGUCGGAGUGGCGCCGCCUGCAGGGAACCGCCCGAAAAGGAUGCUAUAGCAGAACCAAUUAUGCUACAUUCCCGAAAGCUCAGCAACCCUGACAUCUUUUCAGCCACUGGGAAAAGUAAACUCCAUCGUCAGCUGAGUCAAGAUGACUGCAAGCUCCGGAGGGGUAGUUUGGCCAGCUCUUUGUCAGGAAAACAGUUGCUUCCUUUAUCCACUAGUAUGCACAGUGGAGUGGGACAGACAGUGUGGCAACCACCUGGUGAAUCAUCUAAUCUGGUCCGCAUGAGGAAUCAGUCAUUGGGACAGUCUGCUCCAUCACUUACAGCUGGUUUGAAGGAACUUAGUCUCCCUAGAAGAGGAAGUUUAAUCUCCUCUCCUUUCCUUUCUCACUGCCGAGGAGGUGAUGUCCACCAACAUGUGUUCUCUGCUUCAGUUCUGCAGCAACUUAAAAUCCCACUUAGUGCUGAUUGUGCUCUUGCUUCUUCUCCUCUAAUGUUUUACCUCAACCCACAACCUCAGAGCAACCCUGGUAGUCCUUGCUACAGCAAUCCACUUCAGUGGAGUUGCCGGACCAGUAAUAGAAAGAGCUUGAUUGUAACCUCUAGCACAUCUCCAACACUUCCACGACCGCAUUCUCCACUCCAUGGCCAUGCAGGUGGAAGUCCAUUGGAUAGUCCCAGAAAUUUCUCCCCAAAUGCACCUUCUCACUUUUCCUUUGUUCCUGCCCGUAGCCAUGGACACAGGGCAGACAGGACAGAUGGACGUCGUUGGUCACUGGCCUCCCUCCCUUCAUCUGGGUAUGGAACAAACACUCCCAGUUCAACAGUUUCAUCAUCAUGCUCAUCUCAGGAAAAGUUGCACCAGCUGCCCUAUCAACCAACAGCAGAUGAACUUCAUUUCCUGACAAAGCACUUCAGCACAGAAAGCAUUACCGAUGAGGAAGGACGGCAUUCUCCAGCAAUGAGACCCCGAUCUCGUAGCCUCAGUCCUGGUCGUUCUCCAGUGUCCUUUGACAGUGAAAUAAUAAUGAUGAACCAUGUAUACAAAGAAAGAUUUCCAAAGGCCACAGCCCAGAUGGAGGAACGGCUGGCUGACUUUAUUGCAUCCAGUACAUCAGAAAAUGUGCUGCAACUAGCAGAUGGAGUCCUAAGCUUUAUUCUUCAUCAAGUUAUUGAGUUGGCAAGAGACUGUCUGGAUAAAUCGCGUGAAGGACUUAUUACUUCUCGGUACUUUUAUGAGUUACAGGAAAACCUUGAGAAACUCCUCCAGGAUGCUCAUGAGCGAUCAGAGAGUUCAGAGGUGGCAUUUGUUACACAGCUAGUGAAGAAGUUGAUGAUCAUCAUUGCACGACCAGCACGAUUGCUAGAAUGUCUGGAAUUUGAUCCCGAAGAAUUCUACCAUCUGCUAGAAGCUGCUGAAGGCCAUGCCAAGGAAGGAGAAGGAAUUAAAUGUGACAUUCCUCGUUAUAUUAUUUGCCAGCUGGGCCUUACAAGGGAUCCCCUUGAGGAAAUGGCCCAUUUGAAUAGCUAUGAUAGUCCUGACACUCCAGAGACAGAUGAUUCCACUGAGGGAAAGAGCCGGGGAGCCUCUGCGCUAGUCAAGAAAACUCCAUCUGAAGAGGAAUUCGAGACUAUUAAGCUGAUCAGCAAUGGGGCCUAUGGUGCAGUGUUCUUAGUACGCCAUAGGACUACACGCCAGCGGUUUGCAAUGAAGAAGAUCAAUAAGCAGAACCUCAUUUUGAGGAACCAAAUUCAGCAAGCCUUUGUGGAGAGAGACAUCCUAACCUUUGCAGAAAAUCCCUUUGUUGUCAGCAUGUUCUGCUCCUUUGAAACAAAGCGGCACCUGUGUAUGGUCAUGGAAUAUGUGGAAGGAGGAGAUUGUGCAACUCUGUUGAAGAAUAUUGGAGCUUUGCCUGUUGAUAUGGCAAGGAUGUAUUUUGCAGAAACUGUGUUGGCGCUGGAAUAUCUCCACAAUUAUGGCAUCGUCCACCGUGACCUGAAGCCCGACAAUCUUCUUAUAACAUCAAUGGGUCACAUCAAGCUGACUGACUUUGGCCUCUCUAAAAUUGGCUUAAUGAGUUUGACAACCAAUCUGUACGAAGGACACAUUGAAAAAGAUGCCAGAGAAUUCUUGGAUAAGCAGGUGUGUGGGACUCCAGAGUACAUUGCACCAGAAGUGAUCUUGCGUCAGGGUUAUGGAAAACCUGUGGACUGGUGGGCGAUGGGAGUAAUCUUGUAUGAAUUUCUUGUUGGCUGCGUUCCUUUUUUUGGCGAUACACCAGAAGAAUUAUUUGGGCAAGUUAUUAGUGAUGAAAUUGUCUGGCCAGAAGGAGAUGAAGCUUUGCCACCAGAAGCACAGGAUCUCAUUGCUAAACUUCUCCGACAAAACCCUAUGGAAAGACUGGGUACAGGUAGUGCUUUUGAAGUAAAACAGCACAGGUUCUUCAAAGACUUAGACUGGAAUGGAUUACUCCGACAAAAAGCAGAAUUUAUUCCACAGUUAGAAUCGGAAGAUGAUACAAGCUACUUUGACACUCGUACUGAGCGGUAUCAGCAUUUAGAUUCUGAAGAAGAAGAUGACACAAAUGAUGAUGAUCAUGUGGAAAUUAGGCAAUUUUCAUCAUGUUCACCAAGGUUUAGCAAGGUAUAUAGCAGUAUGGAACGUCUUUCUAUCCAUGAAGAAAGAAAAACACCACCACCCACAAAGCGCAGCUUGAGUGAGGAAAAGGAUGACAGACUGGAUAGUCUUGGUGGUUUGAAGAAUCGAGACCGCAGCUGGGUGAUUGGGUCUCCUGAAAUACUGCGUAAGCACAUCUCAGUAUCUGAAUCCUCUCAUACAGAGAGUGACUCCAGCCCACCACUGACUGUCCGUCGGCGUUGUUCUGGUCUUCUCGACAUGCCCCGUUUUGCCAUUUCAGCUGAGGAAGAAGGGAAAAAGAAACAGCUGGAUGGGACAUCACUGCCUUUGCAACAGCCACGGGAAGGUCUUCCCCUUCCAAUUCCAGAACAGCCUGUAGAGCGAGAACUGCACCUUGAUGAUGAUGAAGAAGAACUAAAAACACCCUCUUCAACUGUCAGUAAUGUGAGCAGCUCAACAGUGACAGCUGGGAGCAUUGCAGACUUCUCUGAUCAGCACACUCACAGUAAUAGCAAUGAGGGCCCAGAAUUUACUACUCCAAAAGCCACAAGUGAUUUGGCAGUCCGCCGAGCCCGACAUAGGUUACUCUCUGGUGAGUCAGGGGAAAAACGGACUUCACGACCUGUCAAUAAAGUGAUUAAGUCAGCAUCAGCCACUGCCCUCUCUCUCCUAAUUCCCUCAGAGCAUCAUACGUGUUCUCCAUUGGCUAGUCCAAUGUCGCCUCAUUCUCUGUCUUCCAACCCAUCUUCGAGAGACUCAUCUCCAAGUCGAGAUUUUUCCCCUGCUGUCAUGAAUCCUAAACCACCGAUCAUAAUCCACCGAGCUGGAAAGAAAUACGGAUUUACACUUCGUGCCAUUAGGGUGUACAUGGGAAACAGUGAUAUCUACACAGUGCAUCACAUGGUCUGGCAUGUAGAAGAAGGUGGCCCUGCAAGUGAAGCUGGUCUGCGGGAAGGGGACUUGAUAACACAUGUGAAUGGAGAACCUGUACAUGGAUUAGUUCAUACUGAAGUGGUGGAAUUAGUCCUGAAGAGCGGGAAUAAAGUGUCCAUAUCUACUACACCUUUUGAAAACACAUCAAUCAAAGUGGGACCAGCUCGGAAGGCCAGUUAUAAAUCAAAGAUGGCUAGGAGGAACAAGAAAAGCAAAACAAAAGAUGGGCAGGAAAGUAAGAAGAAGAGCUCUUUGUUCAGGAAGAUCACCAAGCAGGCUUCUCUGCUUCACACCAGCAGGAGUUUAUCUUCUCUCAACCGUUCUUUGUCAUCUGGGGAAAGUGUUCCUGGUUCACCUACUCACAACCUUUCUCCACGUUCACCAACACAGAGUUACCGAUCUACUCCUGAGUCAGCACAUUCAGUUGGUGGAAACUCUUCUCAGAGCAGUUCACCUAGUUCUAGUGUUCCCAAUUCUCCGGCCAGUUCAGGACACAUCCGUCCCAGCUCUUUGCAUGGGCUAGCACCAAAGCUUCAACGGCAGUAUCGAUCCCCAAGACGUAAAUCUGCAGGAAACAUUCCUCUAUCACCACUAGCACACACCCCAUCACCAACUCCACAGUCCACAUCACCGCAGCGUUCCCCUUCCCCUUUACCGGGGCAUUCAGUUGGCAGUUCAAACAUCAUGCAGUCCUUCCCUGUAAAGUUACACUCCUCUCCACCUCUGGUCCGACAGAUUUCAAGGCCUAAGAGUGCCGAGCCACCAAGAUCUCCUCUGUUAAAGAGAGUCCAAUCAGCUGAGAAACUAACCUCCUCUCUAUCCUCCUCAGAAAAAAAACUGCCCGCUUCACGCAAACACAGCUUGGACAUCUCCCAUUCUGAAUUCAAGAAGGAGAUGCUCCAGAGAGACCCAACUCUCCAAAGCUGGCAGGAAUCUAUGAAUGAAACAACCGGAGGUAAAGUUGGGCUUGCAGAAAAGGGGACACUACAAAAACCUCCUUCCAGGAAACUGGGGGCUAUUCGGCAAGACAGGGUGGAGCGAAGGGAAUCUCUUCAGAAGCAGGAGGCCAUCACAGAAGUAGAUUCUUCUGAAGAUGAAACUGAUGAAGGAUCUGAAGAUAGUCAAGAUGGAAAAAGGUUGGGCAGGGCACCCUUCAGUACAGACCACCACAUGUCUGACACUUUCACUAAGGAGGUGAAGCCAUCUUCCAAGUUAGAAAACAAAGACAGUAUGGAAGAUGAUGCUUUUCUUCUGGAGGAACCAAAAACUGACAAUUUGCCGAAUCAACAGCAACCAAAGAAUGCUACAAGGACAUUUCUGACUGACAUAGAUGAGUCACAAUCUGAGGUUUGUGCAAAAUCUUCACCUAUAGAAAAACCUGGUGGCUGUGAAACAAUUAUGCUAAUAUCAGAGUCUGGAACAGCAUUAGAGUUAAUGCAAGGCAAUAAACCUGUUGGUCAAAAAGGUGCUUUUUUUGAAGAUGCUAAAGAUCCUAAGGAACCUCUGAUUAUCCAAGAAAGCAGAGACUGUCAGGAACAGGUGACGUGCCUACCACUAAGACUCCUGCAGCUUGGUCAAGGUGACUGCUCAGGACAGGCAAGUGACAAAAAUAACCUGGAGGAAUCGGCUCCUAAAGAAGCCACUUACAUAUUGUCUCAGAAUACUAUACCUUUGUUAGCACUGUCAUCUUCUACUUGCACAAGCUGUCUUCCACUAGUAAGCCAAAUGGAUUGCAAAGACCCACCUCACAAAAAGGAUCUCCUGUCUACUAAGAAGAGCACCAGUUUUCAAAAUUUGGGAGAUGGUAGUGAACAAAGUUCUCCUAAUCUGGAAGAACCACAAAGAUUGUCCUCUGCAGUGGCAGUUUCAGAACACAAGAGUCAUUCAAGUGACACAAACCCAAGUUGCCUUGCUGGUAGUCCAUCACUCACACUUGAUGCCCCUGCUGAAAGCAGAGAAGCAGCUUGGCCAGCCCACUCAGCAGCAGAUGCAAAAGGCAUGCUAGGCCCAGUAAAUGUCAACAUAUCUGGCUCAAGAGAACUAGAAAAAGCAAGGAAAGAGUUAUCACAGGAGGCCUUGUUUCGUAUGAAAGAAACUGCAUCCAAGCAAGAAAUGCAGGAAAUACUAAAGGAAGUUCCAGAAACAGCCAAAACUUUCAGCAUGGGUCAUUUCAUUAAGACAUGUGGUUCCUACAUUGAGUCAGAAACCCCAGCAGUGUCAUGGGGAUUGGAGUGUUUAGUGGGAGCAAAAGAGGAGCCAGAACAUGGUAGCUCUAAUGUAGCUAAAAUUUUGGAUAAUAAAUGGCAGAUACCUUCUGAAGAUCAGCUACAUGGCACUGCAAGGCAAAGCAUGAGAGUUUCUUCAGAAACAGAUGGCAACCUGAGUUCUAAAAAGGAGACUGCUUUGAUGUCUGGAGGUCACUCACAAACGGAAGACUUCCUAUUUUCAGAAGAUCCAUGUUAUGUAAAGAAAACAUAACAACUUCUCUGCAUUUAGCUAACAGACAACAUCAGUAGAAUAUAAAACAGAAAACCUGUACAUCUAUUUUUUUGUAGUUUUGUUUUUGCAAUCUUGUUUUUUUCAUUCUUACUAUACUAUUUUUAUACAUAGCAUUUGUCAUGUGAUGCCUUUUAACAGGGUAUCUUUAAAGCAAAAUUACAAAAUAGUUUGCAAAUUUCUCCUAUGUUUUAAAUUUUGCCUUAAUUUUAGAUAAUCCUGUGCAUUGUCUUCCUUUUGAGCAUUUUUCCUCAUUUCUUUCAACAUUGCAGAGGAAAUAAGGAAGCUUACUUGCAAAGCAAACAUUUGGCCAUCAGCUUUAAAUAUCCAAAAAAUUUAUAUUGGCGAGGAUAAAAAAUAAACCGAUUUAAUGGCAGAAAUUCACCACACACUUCCAUUUCUUAUGCAUCAUAGACUUCCACAUAUAUUUGUGAGGAAAAUGUUGUGUUAACUUGUGUGACAGGGCAAUAUCUUUUUAAAAGCAAUCUUUUGAGCAAAACAUUGCAACAAAUCUUCAGUCAGAUUUUUUAACUUUGCUUUAAAAGAAGCACUCCAUCUUCAGCCUUUUUAGAAUUUUUAACAUGUGUUGCCUUACCAGCCUUCCUUUGCUCAGAGCUGGCAAUUAUGUAAAAAGCAGUAAAGAGUGCUUCAAUUACUAUGGCUCUUAUUGAAGUAGUCUAUUCCAUUAAGACUUUACUGGAGGAGGUGACUGUUUUGACACUGCCCCUCAUCUUGCAGGGCUAGCUAGUUUGUUGUGGAUACCAUUAACAUUCAGCCAAGUUCUGAUCUGACUCAGUGAGAAAUGAUCUUUACCGAUUUGUUGGGAAAGACUGAGACAAACCACUAUACAUGAAAUAGUCCUACUCACUUGAGUACUGCUUUUCUAAGUGUAAGAAUUCAUUAAAUAUUGGCCCCUAAAUCACACAGAUGAACAGUGUGUUAAUUGUAAUUCAGAUCACUCUCCAUUGCUUAAUCUACCUACUUUGUUUCUGAAAUGCCUAUGUUUCUUAAGUAAUGUUUUGAUAGCUUUUGCAAGUGUAACAUCAUCUGGUGCUUUCACAAAAACAGCUGUAAUACUGCACUGAUAGGUAGAUGGCUAGAUAAAGAUAUGCACUCAGUCAAUGCAGCAUUUCAUCUUUAAUUUACUGAGUCUAAUUACAGUUUAUAGGCAGACGUGACUGUUUCCAUAAAACCUGUAAUACUGGUGAAUUUAACUUUCAGCCUUGCCUUAACAAAAUACAAAAUCUGUGUGUGAGAGCAGAGAAAGCAAUUAUUUGCAUAGUCUGCUCUUCUACAUAGUUGAUUACACGGUGAGUGUAAUAGCUUUUCAGGGUGAACACUGCAGUUAAUUACAGUGCAGCUUCAUUACUCUGCCAUGUUUCUGAUAUAAAGCCUCUUCCAUUUCUUCUUACAGAGACUAUAUAUACUUUUUUGACUAGCAACAUGCUCUUAAAACUAAUUUAUUACCAUAUUUCAAAUGACUUUGUUUCUUGUUUGAAUUUCCUGAUUGCCUUCUUCUGCCAGUUACUCCAUAUCUAAUUCUAGACUAUUUGGUUUCAGUUUUGGACCAAUUUAUUUUUGAUUUAGGAUUCUUUUUACGUUAACCACUGUUUACGUAAGUGUGCGUGUGUAAGUAAAAGGGAAUGAUGUGUGAGUGUUAUAAUGCUGUAGAGGAUCCAUGGGCUUUCUCAUAUGUAAACUUGAAACUUCAGUACUCAACAUAUCACCAGUAAUUCCUUGUAAUCUCCUUAAUUCUGCAACCAGCAUACAAGAGCUAACUUUAUGCACUGCAUCCACGUUUAUGUCUUGCAAGCCUUUAAUAUCACUUUGCUGAUGUACUUUCCAGGCACGGGAAUUGGGGCAUCAGUACAUAGAAACAUUUAGGAAAGGGGGUUUGUUGCUGAUGUGGGCUGAUGGCAUUGCCACACAGAAAUGCACAUUAACUUGAAUAAUGUUAAACAUAUGAAAUGCUGUGAUUUACACUGUAUGAAUUUGAGCCCUCGGGAUAAGUAAUGUCACUUCAAACAUACCUUGUAGCAUCUGUAUUUACAAAGGCAGCCAAAGGUUUUGUAUCUCUACUUUAGCCAAAUAAAGCAUAUCGGGCCACCUCAUUUCUGUAUUAUAAAUGCCACUUGGAUGUUACCUUUUGAUAUGUCUAUUAUACCAUUACCAGGAAAUCUGUAUAAUUCUUGUAAGUCUUCACUGUCACCACUACUUGGUAAAUUUGUACAACAGGACUCAUGUUAGUAAAAUUACUGGUAAACUUUCUGUCAAAACCCAAUGCUAAUAGAUCAGAUUGAUUCUUUGGACAUUUAUAUUGAUGAGUUCUGACAAUCAUGACAUUACUGAGGACAUCGUUUAGAAUAAUAAAAGCACUUAAACUUUAAGUCUAGCUAGAGGUGGUGUGCAAUGGCCAAGCUAAACUGGUGGUGUUACCAUGUUGAGGGAAAGCAGGUGUUGGCAUGACUGUUAAUAGACCAAUUAAGCCACUCACUGCACACGGUACUGAUCCAGCUAACUGGGACUCUGAUCUCUAUAAUGUUCCAUGAAAAAGAGUGACUGUAGAACUUUGCUUAGGCAUAAGAUGCAUGCAGCUGGCUGCUUUCCCAGUUUCUUUUCCUAUAGCCUGGAUGACUGGAAUCCACCAUUUGUUUUCUUCAUGCAGGCUUUACAUUUUUAGUAUCCAGAUGAUGCAUUCCUCAACAACAUACCAGUAAAUGGUGCGUCUAAAACCAACAGAUUGAUACUUAGUGUAAAUAUUAGCUUUUAGCAUUGCUAAAAACCACUCUUGGGGGAAGAUGCCCAAGUAUUUGUGGUGCUCACUAUGCUACAGAUCAGUACUUACCAUAGAGCAGGGUUAGAGGAAUGACUCAUAGAUUUUUUCAUUAGCACUGAACUACAGUGUAAUUUGGAAUUUUUGUUUUUUCCUGUGGGGAGGGUAAAAUCUUUCUCCAGUUUCAUCUUACUGGACGUGAAGGAUGACACCAUAUUUCUAGUAGAUGAUUUUACAGCUGUGUGCGUGUUUACAUUUUGUUCUGAUUUUUUGUUAAUUUGGAGGCUGUGAACACAGCUUUCAUAUUGGGUUCCAAUUUCAAGCUGGUGCCACUUAGCAUCUGGCCACCAGAAGAUGAUGUAGGAUAUGUGUUUUAGAAACUUGAACAGUUGCCACAUAAUAGAGGUGCAAUAAUUUUUAUUCAUGUUGUACCUGCAUGUUGAUGUUCAAAUAAUUCUCUGAAAUACACUUCAUUUUUUAUAUAAA
Molecule: messenger RNA, 9654 nt
Organism: Varanus komodoensis (Komodo dragon)
Lineage: Eukaryota; Metazoa; Chordata; Lepidosauria; Squamata; Varanidae
Gene: MAST2
Product: microtubule associated serine/threonine kinase 2
Exons: 31
Coding region: 183-6377 (2064 amino acids)
Biological process (GO): peptidyl-serine phosphorylation; intracellular signal transduction
Cellular component (GO): microtubule cytoskeleton
Molecular function (GO): magnesium ion binding; ATP binding; microtubule binding
Source: RefSeq, a predicted model, not a curated record